Molecule: messenger RNA, 1398 nt
Organism: Spathaspora passalidarum NRRL Y-27907
Lineage: Eukaryota; Fungi; Ascomycota; Pichiomycetes; Serinales; Debaryomycetaceae
Product: U2 snRNP complex subunit
Exons: 1
Coding region: 1-1398 (465 amino acids)
Biological process (GO): mRNA splicing, via spliceosome
Cellular component (GO): catalytic step 2 spliceosome; nucleus; precatalytic spliceosome
Source: RefSeq, a predicted model, not a curated record
AUGGCAAACAAACGAUCGAAAAAUCAAUUGCGAAGAGACAAGGCCAAGCAGAGGAAGCUUGAUGCUCUGGCUACUCACACCAAAGAACUAUUUGAUGCAACUGAAACUAAAGAGAUACCAUUGUCCAAAGACAUACCUACUAGCGAUGAGGUGGAAGAAUCAAAUGAGAUAGACAAUCAAUUACUUAAAGAAUUUCAAGAGGUGUUCAAUAGGUUCACUUCAAGAAAUACCACGGACAAAGUCAACGAACUUCAAAUAGAAACCACAAAAGAUACAAAACAGAUCUACUACAGCGAUGAUGAUGAUGAUAACGAUAUAGAAGAUUCCGAUGACGAUCUAAAUGAUGAAGAAAAAACGUUGUCCAAGAGACAACAACGUAUACGAAAUAAAGUACCGUUGGCCACAUUAAAGGCAUCAACAUCAAAGCCAUGGAAUGUCGAAUGGUUUGAUGUUGAUGCCAAAGAUCCAUUUCUUUUAGUAGCGUUAAAAUCACAACCUAAUACCAUACCAGUGCCUGCUCAUUGGAGUGCCAAACGAGACUACUUGUCGUCGAAACGAGGAAUCGAGAAACUACCAUUUGAAUUACCAAAAUAUAUUCGGGAUACGGGGAUUGGAGAAAUGAGACAAACUGAUGAACGAACAGUUCGUCAACAACAACGUGAAAAGGUCCAACCAAAGAUGGGCAGAUUAGAUAUAGAUUAUGCUAAAUUACACGAUGCAUUUUUCAAACAUCAAACUAGACCACGUAUUUUCGGGUAUGGAGAUGUAUAUGAAGAAGGAAAAGAGACUGUUGACGAGUUGGCCAAUGAAGCGUCGAAAUAUAAACCAGGAGUGAUAUCAAAGGAGUUACGAGAAGCGUUAGAUAUGCCCGAGUCAGACCUAAGUGUUGCACCCGCAUGGAUUACAAUCAUGAAAGAAAUUGGUAAACCUCCUUCAUAUGAAGAGUUAUUGAUCCCGGGAUUGGAUAUGGAAUACUCCAAUACUGGAUACAAGGAUAAGGGAUCUACCAGUAGAGCAAAGAAAAAUAGUGACCACUGGGGUAAAUUGUUGGAUACAGUUGAAUCUUCUGAAGAAGAAGAAGAAGAAGAGGGUGACGAUGAAGAAGAGAGUGUGUCUGAAUCUGAAUCUGAAUCUAUAGUUAGUGAAGACAAGCAAGAAGAAAAAGAAACGGUGAUAGAAAAGAAAGUACACCAACCUGUUGAUGUCAAACUGGAAGGUACUCCGGCAGACAAUGCUUCUAAAUUUUUAUACAAAGUUUUGAAGGAAAAGUCCAGUAAACAAAAUAGUUCUUUGUUAGGUAAAGAGUUUGGUUAUGAGCUCAAUUCAAAUGAGGAAUCACUGAAGUCUGAUGAGGAAACUGCUACGACUCAGCUGGUUGCUGACAUAUUUAAAUUUUAG